Molecule: messenger RNA, 1170 nt
Organism: Aspergillus ruber CBS 135680
Lineage: Eukaryota; Fungi; Ascomycota; Eurotiomycetes; Eurotiales; Aspergillaceae
Product: cysteine and histidine-rich domain-containing protein
Exons: 3
Coding region: 66-1013 (315 amino acids)
Source: RefSeq, a predicted model, not a curated record
GCAUUUUCUGUAUAAGUUUGUCCUUCUCUCAUUGAGUCUACAGAAUACUCGCGUUAGGUUGCAAAAUGGCGUCCAAGUGUGUUCACAAAGGGUGCGGCAAGGAAUUCUCCAACGCGGACGAGGACUGCGUUUACCACCCGGGGCCACCAGUGUUCCACGAGGGGCAGAAGGGCUGGAAAUGCUGCAAACCCCGCGUCCUCACCUUCGAAGAAUUCCUGGCAAUUCCACCCUGCACCACGGGCAAGCAUUCAACAGUCGACGACACGCCCGUCGAGCCCCCAAAGAAACCAGCCGAUGAUGCUGCUGCUGCUGAGAUCCAUGCCCCUAAACCAGUGACUGUUGAGUCGUCGCGACCAGCUGUCGCCCCGGCCGCUGCGCCUACGCCUCCUGCCCCCGCUACACCUGUUCCCGAAGAGCCGGAAGAUGAUGACCCGUCUCUCGAGAUCCCUGCGAAUGCUACUUGUCGCCGGAAAGCGUGUAAUGCGGGCUACGAUCCGUCCAUACCGCGAGAGGAAGAGAAAUGCGUGCAUCAUCCCGGACAGCCUAUUUUCCACGAGGGGAGCAAGGGAUGGUCGUGCUGCAAGAAGAAAGUGUUGGAGUUUGAUGAGUUUUUGAAGAUCCAGGGCUGUCAGGAGCGGACGAAGCAUUUGUUUGUUGGGAAGGGGAAGCCGGCUGGGGAAGAGAAGGUCGAGACCGUGAGGUCCGACUUCUACCAAACACCCGCGUCGGUGAACGCCUCACUCUAUUUAAAGAAGAUUGACAAGGAGCACGCCAAAGUCAACUUCUCCGCCAACUCGAUCGACUUCGACCUUCCGACUACCGAUAACAAGCGGUUCAAGGAUACAUACUCACUAUUUGCGUCGAUUGACCCUGAGAAGUCGCAUUUUCGGGUAUUGGGUACGAAGUUGGAGUUGACGUUGGUCAAGGCGGACGGGACAAGCUGGCCGGUACUGCGCAGCGACGACAAGUGGAGCGGAGAGAGAAUUCAAAUUGGAAAUGCUGGACGGGUGUAGUAUGAUACGAUGAGAUUGGCAUAAGAUAAGCACGUAGUCUUUUUGAUACGCAUUAUAUUCAUUUCACUCUUCAACAUUCUCUAUCGCAUGGACGAAGCAGAGCAAAAAGCAGAGCAGCCAGUACAACAUAAAGCACUGUAGAAAAAGGGGGAUUUGG